This is a messenger RNA of Galeopterus variegatus (Sunda flying lemur), 2718 nucleotides long. RefSeq names its product Leber congenital amaurosis 5 (gene LCA5). Gene Ontology annotation, biological process: intraciliary transport. NCBI's taxonomy places the organism in Eukaryota, Metazoa, Chordata, Mammalia, Dermoptera, Cynocephalidae. The record is from RefSeq and is a predicted model, not a curated record. The transcript is spliced from 7 exons. The coding region runs from base 264 to 2231 and encodes 655 amino acids. Gene Ontology annotation, cellular component: axoneme.
CUGCCCCGCAACUUCUGCUGGAGCCAGGCACACGCUCUUUGGUGACCGGACACCGAGGCCCCGGCGGAGGGCAAAAAAGUGUAUCUUCUGGUUGCUAAUGUGAAUUGUGGACUAAAGAUAUAUCAUGGAGAAAAUAAAUUCCAUGGAAAUGAAUAUUAUCACCAGGAUCUGAAGACUAUGAAAAUACUCUUUGGUGUUGUCAUGAACUCUUCUGGAGAAAAGAAUCUGUGAAAUUAUGUGAAUAGAGACCAUUUUUUAAAACAAUGGGGGAAAGAGCAGGAAGUCCAGGUACUGAUCAAGGAAGAAAGGCAGACAAACACCAAUACUUUUAUUAUUCAUCUGAUUUUGGAACUUCACCACAGUCUUCUGGCAAGUCAACACCAGUCCGUCUUUCUUCACCUGCAAGUAUUAAGGGAAAAGAUCCUAAAAGACAAAUUUCAGAUAGCCAAGUGCAUCACCAAGUCCUUAGGAAACCAAGCCCUAAGUGUCUACUACCAAGCAGAAAGGGGGUCCGAAUGGGAUUUCGCUCCCAGAGCCUGAAUAGAGAGCCACUUCGCAAAGAUACUGAUCUCGUUACAAAAAGGGUUCUUUCUGCAAGACUGAUAAAAAUCAAUGAGUUGCAGAAUGAAGUAUCUGAACUCCAGGUCAAGUUAGCCGAGCUGCUAAAAGAAAAUAAGGCCUUGAAAAGGCUUCAGUACAGACAGGAAAAAGCCCUGAAUAAGUUUGAAGAUACAGAAAAUGAAAUCUCACAACUUAUAGUUCGUCAUAACAAUGAGAUUACAGCACUCAAAGAACGCUUAAGAAAAUCUCAAGAGAAAGAACGGGCAACUGAGAAAAGGGUGAAAGAUACAGAAGGUGAACUAUUUAGGACAAAAUAUUCCUUGCAGAAACUGAAAAAGAUCUCUGAAGCCAGGCACCUACCUGAACGAGAUGAUUUGGCAAAGAAACUGUUUUCAGCAGAGUUAAAGUUAGAUGACACCGAGAGAAGAAUUAAGGAAAAGGAGAGAGAACUGGAUAUAAAAAACAUAUAUUCUAAUCGUCUGCCAAAGUCCUCUCCAAAGAAAGAAAAAGAACUUACAUCGAGAAAAAAUGCUGCAUGCCAGAGUGAUUUUAUAGAGCUGUGUACAAAAGGAGUACAAACCACUGAAGACUUCAACCUGGAAGGAUUUCCUAAAACACCACAAACAAUUACAUGUUAUGAAAACAAGUGGGAAGAACCAGAACGUCUUACUUUGAACGUGGAAUCCCAAGAGCGAGAUGAACAUGAAGAAGUGGGGAUUCUAAACCCAGUUGUGGAAAGAGAAGAAAAAUUCGUUAAAGGUCAAGAACUCCAUUUUGUAAAACAGGAGGUUGAGAAGCUGGAGGAUGAAUGGGAAAGAGAAGAACUUGAUAAAAAGCAAAAAGAAAAGACAUCUUUACUGGAGAAAGAAGAAAAGCCAGAUUUGGAAACUGGAAGAUACCAAAUGGAAAUGUAUCAAAUUCAAAAUAUUGAUAAAUUGGAAGAAGAGGAAGAAGAACGACUAAAGAGAGAAAUGCUACUUGCUAAAUUGAAUGAAAUCAACAGAGGACUCCAAGACUCUCAGAAUCUAAAACGUCCUUCUUUGCCAUUGCUCCCUGAUUUGGAAUCAAAGCUGUCCUCUCCAGAGAGAAGUCCCCAAAAAUACAUGUUUUCUGAAUCCUCAGAGAAAUUAUUUAAUGGGCAUCAUUUGCAAGACAUCAGUUUUUUAAAUCCAAAAAGAGAGAAUCAGAAUCCAGGAAAUAUUAGAAGCCCAGCCUCCCCAGAUGAGUUUGCAUUUGGUAGCUAUGUACCUUCAUUUGCAAAAAUAGCAGGGAAGUCAAACCCAUUUAGCCAAAAUAGUGGCCUUUUGGAUUUCCAAAGAAACAGUAUGGAAAAACUUAGUAAAGACAGCAUAGAUUUAAGUAAAAGAAAAGAGAAAAAAGCUAAUCUGAUGGAACAAUUAUUUGGUACCAGUGGCAGCAGCACCAUUUCCUGUAAAAAUGAUGACCCAAUUUUUCUGGCUGCCAGUAAAGGAGACUUUGGCCCUCCAAAUAUUCUCCCUGGGGAUAAAAGCAGCAGGGGUAGAGAACGUGAUGAAGAUGAAGACUUUUUCUUCAGUGAAGGAAGAAGUUUUAAUCCAAAUAGACAGCGAUUAAAACAUGCAAACAAUAAACCAGCACUAAAAGCAGUUGAUUCUGUAGAAGAUGAAAUUGAAGAAGUAGCACUAAGAUGACUGACUAGAAUACAUUUUUUCCAAUUGUAAAUAUUAAAAUAUUUUAAUACAGUAUUUAUUAUAAACAUCUAGACUUUUAAUGCUAAAAUGUCCGUAUUAAGAAGGACUUUUUAAUAGCUAAAUAUACUGCAAUUAAAAUGAAGUAGAUCAUAUCCACACUACAUAGCUACGUUGCCAAGAAUGAAGGAGGCUUUUUGAAUGAAACCAAAAAUAGAGAUGUAUCUUACCUCAUCUUGACUUUUUACUUACAAAUAGAUUUUAUCUCUUAAACCAGCUCUAUGGGAAGUUUUACUUCACUGGAGAUCGUAUUCAUUUCCUACUUUUAUCCCUAUUUAUUUAUUUAUUUUUGGCCAUAUCCUGAGCUAAAUACAGUCUUCCCACUGAUUAUCAAAUGGAAAUUAAGGGCCAAAGGCCCUGUGUUGGGAAAUGUAGCUCCCAGGUGGUGGAGAACCAGUGCUACUUGGGAGCUCUUCCCUUUAUGGCUAGG